Angiostrongylus costaricensis is the source of this 210-nucleotide messenger RNA. NCBI's taxonomy places the organism in Eukaryota, Metazoa, Nematoda, Chromadorea, Rhabditida, Metastrongylidae. The record is from the annotation of a GenBank genome assembly.
AUGGGCGACAAAUCGUGCUAUAUGGGAGCUGGAGGUUACUCAGGCUACAUGGGAUCCGGAACAGGUGGUGGCUCGUAUACCAGAGAAGAGUAUGCAGGAAACACUGGGUCAACUGGUGGAUCAUCACCGCCACCGAAGCCGCAGAGCAACUAUGCAUCUAACGUCUCCGGCAGCGACAACCAGGCGUCGGCCUACUUCGGACCCAAAUGA